Blepharisma stoltei is the source of this 1149-nucleotide messenger RNA. The record is from the annotation of a GenBank genome assembly. Lineage: Eukaryota; Ciliophora; Heterotrichea; Heterotrichida; Blepharismidae.
AUGGAAGAAGACAUCAUCUCAUUAUUAGAAAGUGUCCACCCUGGUGAAUCCAAAAAGUUUCCAGACAUCGACUCUUUGAUUAUGACUUGGAAAUACAUUUCUGCUUUACCACCUAAUCUACGAAACAUCAGACUGCUCUACAGAUUUUUAAAGAAAAAAGACAUCGAGAAACCAAAAGCAUCCCUUUGUAUAGUCCAUGGCUUUGGAGAACAUAGUGGAAGAUAUAUUAAUGCUGCUAUUCAUUUUGCACUGCUAGGAUAUGGAGUGCACAUGAUUGAUUUCCGCCAUGCAGGAUUAUCUGGAGGAGCAAGGGCUGGGCAUAAUCUUUAUGAACUGCAAAGUGAUAUAAAUCUACUUCUUCAGCAGCCUGACCCAACUGUCCCUUGCUUUUUGUGGGGACAUAGCAUGGGUGGGUUGCUAGUUACAACUGUUUUGAUAAAUAACCCAACGCUUCCAAUUACUGGAGUCAUCAUUUCUGCACCAUUUUAUGGGUCUUCUAAUGCUGAUAUUAGCAAAGGCAAGGAAAUCGCUAUGAAACUUGCAUCACCUCUGAUAAACCAAGGUGUUUUCAACGCUUUUAUUUGUCCUACAAGUGUAAGCAGAGAUGAUCUCUACAUCCGUGCGAUGUUUGAAGAUAAAAAAAUGCUUCCUUUGUUAGGCUCUUCAAUGGCUCUUACCAUGAUUGAGCACUUAAGACCUAUUGUUUCUCAAGCAACAAAGAUGAGACAUCCAGUAAUAUUUUUGCAUGGAAACAAAGAUUCAUUAACUUUCUGCGAAAUGACUCAACAAGUGUAUAGAAACUGUGGAAGCAAAGAUAAGACAAUGGUAGUCCUUGAAGGAGGCUAUCAUGAGCCACAUCAUGACUUAGAAAGAGACGAGUUUUUGAAAAAAAUUAGUGACUGGGCAGAUCAAAGGCUGAAGGAAGGCAAAGCUUAUGGAUAUGUGGCACAGAUAAAGAUUGCUUCAGCUGGAUAUCAAAAAAUGGGAAAACUUUGUAAGGCAUUGAUUGCGGUAGGAAUUUUGAUAUACCUAGGUAUAGCAUGGAAAAUCAGGAUACCAAAUAUGAUGGCUUUAAUCUUAAAACUAGGCAGUUUUCUGUUAAGAUUAUUCUGGCCGAUAACGUUAUUAUUUAAAAAGAUAAGGAUUUAA